Messenger RNA from Colletotrichum godetiae, 1103 nucleotides. Its product is annotated as glutathione S-transferase. The transcript has a single exon. The coding region runs from base 140 to 982 and encodes 280 amino acids. NCBI's taxonomy places the organism in Eukaryota, Fungi, Ascomycota, Sordariomycetes, Glomerellales, Glomerellaceae. Gene Ontology annotation, cellular component: cytoplasm. The record is from RefSeq and is a predicted model, not a curated record.
CAUCACUUUCAUGUCCAUUCGCACCUCAUCAUCGCCACCUAAGGUACAAACAAGACCUCAUCGACAACAAAAAGACAAGAAUAACGAGUCACAUCCUCCCUUCAUCCUGUAAACCUAGUUCACGCUGACAUUUGGCAAUAUGGCAAAUGUGGACACCUCAAUCGGCGCCCGUACCACGGGUGCCGCAGCCGACUUCGCUGCAAAGCACUCGGAAGAGCACCCACUGAAGCUCUACGGCGGCUGGUUCUGCCCCUUUGUCCAGCGAUCAUGGAUUGUCCUCCACGAGAAACAGAUUCCCCACCAGUACAUCGAGAUCAACCCGUACAAGAAGGAUCCCGAGUUCCUCAAGAUGAACCCUCGGGGGCUGGUCCCGACGCUGGCUGUCCCUGUGGAUGUGAAAGGCAAUGACCAACGCCCGCUUUACGACAGUACCGUAGUCUCCGAAUAUCUUGAGGAAGCGUAUGCCGGCAAUAACUUUGGCCCGCAUCUUCUCCCUGAGGCGGCUUAUGACCGCGCGAGAUGCAGACUGUGGAUCGACCACAUCAACUCUCGCGUUGUGCCGGCGUUUUACAAAUUUAUUCAACACACUCCGGAGAAGGAUUACAGUAUCGAGAAGGCACGAGAUGAUUUCUUGGGUCACAUCAAAACCUUUACUGAACAGAUGGAUCCCGAAGGUCCCUGGUUCUUGGGCAAGACGUUCAGUCUCGUGGACGUCAUGAUAGCCCCUUGGGCCAUGCGUUUGUUUUUAUUCGAUCAUUACAAGCCAGGGGGGCUUGGCAUUCCUUCUGAAGGAGAGAAUGGCAAGGACGAGGCGAUCUGGAAGAGGUGGAGGCAAUGGUAUGAUGCUAUCAAAGAGAGGCAAAGCGUAAAAGAUACGCUUAGUGACGGAGAUGCCUACAUUGAGGUGUACAAACGGUACGCUGAGGAUAAGACCAACUCUGGAGUGGGACAGGCAACAAGAGGCGGAGGCAAGCUGCCUUGAGAAGAUCUCUUUGAUCAACAAUUACUGUACAGCCCGCCACUAUCUUCCCCAUAUGGUCAAGGUUGCCGGCGGUAUUUGUAUAGACCCCUCAACGGAGCGAAUGCCGGGCUUAUUCCAACUA